This is a messenger RNA of Saccostrea cuccullata (small rock oyster), 1172 nucleotides long. RefSeq lists its product as uncharacterized. The coding region runs from base 39 to 974 and encodes 311 amino acids. NCBI's taxonomy places the organism in Eukaryota, Metazoa, Mollusca, Bivalvia, Ostreida, Ostreidae. The transcript has a single exon. The record is from RefSeq and is a predicted model, not a curated record. Gene Ontology annotation, molecular function: nucleic acid binding; zinc ion binding.
UAAAUGUUAAUCGUGAACUUAGAAUCUGAACUCUGAAAAUGAAUAAAAGAGAUCUUCAAAACCGUAUCCAUGAAUUGGAACAAGAACUUUUAGAAGAAAAACUUUCCAAGCCAAAAGUUGUUGAAAAACAUACAUUUAUUCCCGAAAGUCGCAAGAUUAAAACAUUUUCUGGUCGACCUAAAACUGAAAAUGAUGUGUCAAUUGAUGACUGGAUUGACGAUCUAGAAGUAGCGUUUGCAGCUCGUGAAAGGACCGAUGCACAGAAAGUCGAUCUUAUAUUUACGCAUUUGGAAGGCCAGGCCAAGGACGAAGUGAAAUACAGAGAAGAUAUUCGUCAUGACCCCUAUGCACUAUUGGAUUGUCUACGGGCAGCAUUCGGAAAUCCGGAAAGUGUUAUUACGUUACAACAACGUUUCUUUGAGCGACACCAGAGAGAAAGUGAAAAAAUUCGUGAAUAUUCUUAUGUGCUUUUGGAUCUAUUUCAGAAAGUGAUUAAGAAAGACAGCAGUGUUUUUCCAGAGAAAGAGCGCACCUUGUGUGAACGAUUCGCUAACGGCUUGUGUGACCCAUUCAUACGCAAGGAAGCGAAACGACUCGUUAGAAGCAAAUACGGACCCGUUGAUUUCUACACACUUCGAGAUGAAAUUAUUCUAUUCAGUGAAGAAGAAACAACGCAACACCAUUCAAACACGCAGUCAAAGCUUCCAGACAGUAAACCGGCCGAGAAGAUCAGCGAUCAGCCAAAUUUAAAUGUCCCAACACCGGAAUCGUCUACAGCGGAUCAGCUAUUGAAAAUCAUCCAAGCACAACAAAAGCAGAUCGACUCACUAACCAGCCUGAUGAAAGAUCGCGAAGGCAGUGAACAUUCUACGGAACGCCGCUAUAGCAACCGUCCGAAGUGCUACAAGUGUGGAAAGCUGGGCCAUAUACAGAGAUUUUGUCGUGUGAAAGUGAAUGAUUCGGAAAACAAGUAACAUCUAUUGACACGAGUCCGACAAUAGAUGACGGUCAACAGGACUCAUCGUUUAUGCAACGCUUUAUAGGGAAGUGUCCUGUGAUGGAUAUUACUGUGUUAAAUGUGAAAAUCCCCUGCUUAGUCGACACAGGUUCCAUGGUUUCAACACUGACAGAUAGCUUUUACAAACAGUUUAUUCAGCCAUUAGGAACAACCA